This is a messenger RNA of Vanessa tameamea, 853 nucleotides long. RefSeq names its product YEATS domain-containing protein 4 (gene Gas41). Gene Ontology annotation, biological process: regulation of DNA-templated transcription. The record is from RefSeq and is a predicted model, not a curated record. The transcript has 4 exons. NCBI's taxonomy places the organism in Eukaryota, Metazoa, Arthropoda, Insecta, Lepidoptera, Nymphalidae. The coding region runs from base 117 to 812 and encodes 231 amino acids.
CAUGGAACUAUUAAGGUUAAAUUUGUGUUUACUAACAAAUCUCUAGUUAUUUUCAACAAAAUAUUAUAUAAAUAUCAGCAAUCGUGGAUACGAAUUUCUCGAAACCCGAUUUAGUUAUGAGUUUACCGACAGACUUCGGUCCGGAUUCCGGUGGUAGAGUAAAGGGUCUAGUCAUAGUAAAACCAAUAGUGUAUGGUAAUAUAGCUAGAUAUUUCGGAAAGAAACGAGAAGAGGAUGGUCACACACAUCAAUGGACUGUAUACGUUAAACCCUACGCGAAUGAAGACAUGUCGACGUAUAUUAAAAAAGUACAUUUCAAACUGCACGAGAGCUACGCAAAUCCCAACAGAAUAGUGACGAAACCGCCAUACGAAUUAACAGAAACUGGAUGGGGUGAAUUCGAAAUAGUUAUCAAGAUAUAUUUUCAUGAUCCUAAUGAACGACCUGUGACGCUGUACCAUAUUCUCAAGCUAUUCCAAUCACCUGUUAGUGAAGGCACACCACCAGUAGGCCGAGCGCUUGUUAGUGAAUCAUAUGAAGAGAUUGUAUUCCAAGAACCUACACAGCUCAUGCAACACUUGCUGAACAACGUAAAGCCCAUUACUAAUAGUCAAUGGACGCAUGAUACUAAUUUUGAGGAAAAGAAAGAAAAGACAUUAGAAAGAGUGAUAUCAGCACAAACGAAGGUUCGAGGUGAAAUAUCAGACCUCAAAGAAAAACUUCAACUCGCAAAAGAAACUAUAUCAAAAUUCAAAGAUGAAAUAGCAAAACUACAAAACAACCCAGCUUCUAGUAUUCUCUCUGGCAUUUAGGAAUUCGUAACAUUUAAUGUUCGUAAAUAAAUUAAAUAAAU